CCAUGGUGGUUGGGUCAUGUCUGAUGGAGGAGAAGUCAUCCUUGGCUUUGGGGAAGCAAGUAUAUUUAGAGCUGGUUCCAUGCUGAGUAGUGCUCCUAGCAUCACUAUCUGUCAAGCCCAUAACCCAUUUGUUUCUACCAUUUUUACCCCUCACCUGCCAAUCUCCUUUGGGCCAUGUGACAGCUGCUGAGUAUCUGUUGGUUUAAUGUCGGUGUGUGUGUGUGUCUCUCUCACACCUUUCCAGGCAACUUUUGCGAGAGCAAAGCCAUGGUUGAGGGAAUUAGAGAAGGAAUUUCUUCCCGAUGAGCUCGUGAUUGUUUUAGUCGGCAAUAAGAUAGAUCUUGCUGCUCAGCGGGAAUUCAUCUUUGAGGAGGCGGAGGAGUUUGCAAAGAGUGAAAGCUUAACCUACAUGGAAACGUCGGCAAAAUCCAACCACCAAGUGACCGAGGUGCUUAUGGCCAUAGGUCAGUUCCAAGUGAGAAGCCGCUGGACAGCUCCCGAGUUAUUGAAAUAGGAACAACAGAAGGAACCAGCCCCUCAGC
This is a messenger RNA of Mauremys mutica (yellowpond turtle), 542 nucleotides long. Its product is annotated as ras-related protein Rab-17-like. NCBI's taxonomy places the organism in Eukaryota, Metazoa, Chordata, Testudines, Geoemydidae. The record is from RefSeq and is a predicted model, not a curated record. Bases 206 to 514 code for a protein of 102 amino acids. The transcript is spliced from 3 exons. Gene Ontology annotation, molecular function: GTPase activity; GTP binding.